GUGGAGCAGAGCUCCAGGGAAGGCAGAGGGGCCGGGAGCUCCUGGCUGGAUUCUGGGUGCUCCUCUUUCCCCUCCUUUUGGAUCUGAGAUUGCAGCCAUCACCUAGGUCAAGAUCAAGGUACCCUUCUGGUGAGGAAAGGAACCCUGCUGGACCUGGCCAUGUUACUUUUGAGCUGGCUGCUUCUACUUGGGUCUGCUUUUCAUCAAGGCCUGAAUUCCUGGGAGGUGACCAGCCCUGAAAAUGUUCAGGGUAUCCAUGGCUCCUGUCUGGUCAUUCCCUGCACUUUUAGCUUCCCUAGAGAUGUGAAAACAGAUCAAGGCAUCACUGCCAUCUGGUACCGUGACUACUCAAAAGCUGACAAAAAGGUGGUGGUGAGCCAUUCCCAAGACCCAGGCCAGGUGGAGAAGCGUUUCCAAGGCCGGACUAAGCUGCUGGGGGACCCUAGGCAGAAGACCUGUGAUCUCCUCAUACAGAAGCUCAGUCCUGAUGACAAUGGGGACUACACCUUUCGAUUCCAGAUCAUUGGAGUGGACAGCUGGUCUGCCAAGAAGAGCACUGCCGUCAAGGUUACUGAUGAACCCAGCACCCCCACCAUUGCCUCCCCUGCUCAUCUUCAGGAAGACACAAAAGUCAUCUUCAACUGUUCGACCCCCUAUGUGUGUCCCGAGGAUGGAACCCCCCUCUCCUGGCACGGUCAGGAUCCUGUCCACUCCAACACUAGCCAGCUCCAGGUACUGGCGCCCACUGGUGUCACCUACCAACAAAGCCUCAGCGUUGCCUUAUCCUGGCGUGACCACGGCCGGAUGCUGACCUGCCAGUUCUCUGCUGCCGGGAAGCAGAGUCAGAAGCAGAUCCACCUUCAGGUGCAGUAUGCCCCCAGAGGAGUGGAGGUCUCCCUAAGGCCCUCCCAGCAGAACAUCCACCUGGGAGAUUCCUUUGCCCUCACCUGUCACAUCAAUGGCAGCCAUCCUGAGCCCACUGCCUUCAGGUGGUUUAAAAAUGGCGACCUCUACAAUGCCAAUCAAAAAGUGCUCCAGGUGAGCAAGGCCACAUGGGAGGACCACGGGCACUACUCCUGCGAGGCUCAGAAUGUGGUGGGCACUGGAGCAGCUGCCCCCAUCACUGUCCCCAUCUUUGAUCCGCUGAUCCGAGUGCACCCACCUGGGAACAUCCAGGAAGGGCAGGCAGUGACUCUCACCUGCACCCUGCCUGCGGGGGAGCAGCAGAACGUCUCCUACAGCUGGUUCAAGAACAACGUAUGGAUCGAGGACUUGGCAGCCCAGACCCUGGUGUAUGCUCAGGUCAGCAGUGCCGACACUGGCUUCUACUUCUGCCAGGUGCAGAACUCCAAGGGCGUCAAGGCCUCCCCACCGGUUAACCUCGUGGUCACCUAUUCACCGAGGGUCCCCGUACUCACCUCCUUCCUGGAAACACAGAGGGGCCAGAAAGCCAUCAUCCACUGCUCUGUGGACAGUGAACCCCAGGCCAAGCUGACCCUUUGGCAUGGUGGCCAGCUGCUGGCCUCCUCCAGUUCCCAGGAUGCACCCAGUCAACGCUUCAGUGUCUCUAGUGGCUACAACUCCCUGCGUCUGAUUAUUCGAGGACUGGACACUGAUGAUGGUGGGGACUACCAGUGUGAGGCCACGAAUGCCCUCGGAAAGGCCACCUCCAGCCAUGACCUCAGCACUAACACAGCCUGGGUAGGAAUUGAUCCCACGGCCGAGGUGGUAGAGGGCGAGGAAGUGACACUGAGCUGUGUGGCUGCCCAGGGUGACCAGCCCUAUGCCCUCUACACCUGGUACCGGAAUGGAGAGUGGCUGAAGGACGGACCCCUUAGCUUCCUCACCUUUCCCAAGGUGCUCAGCGCCAACGCAGGUUCCUACCACUGCCGGGCCCAGGACAGCCUGGGCAGCAGCCGGACCUCGCCUCCUGCUGCCCUUACGGUUCUCUACCCCCCACGCCAACCCACGCUCACCGCCUUGGUAGACAUGGAGGCUGGUAGGCUGGGCCUCCUCUUGUGCAGAGUGGAAAGUGACCCACCGGCUGAUCUGAGGCUGCUCCGAGGAGACCAGCUUGUGGCCACCUCUCAGGGUGGGUGUGGAGGUGGGCAGCGCCAUCCCCGGGCUCAGGCAACCUCCAGUCCCAAUUCCCUUCGUGUGGAGAUCCGUGAUGUGGUGCUGGAGGAUGAAGGGGAGUACACGUGUGAGGCCACCAAUACCCUUGGCAAUUCCACGGCCUCCGUGGCCUUUGAAGCCCAGACUACCCGUCUGCUCAUCUUUCCAUCGGCCACUGUGACAGAAGGUGACAAGGCCAAUCUGACCUGUGUUGUGAGCCGGGAGUCAAACAGCAGUCCUACGAACCUCACUUGGUACCGGGAUGGGGCCGAGUGGGCCCAGAGGUCACAAGAAGCUGUGAUUCUUCAACCUGUGGUUAGGACAGAUGCUGCCCUUUACUCCUGCCACGUCAGCACCGAAAUAGGGGAGAGGCGCUCCCCUGCAGUGGCCCUGCAUGUGCUGUACCCUCCAGAUUCCCCCCAGCUCUCUGCCUUCCUGGACACCACCGGGGGCCGAGUGGCCGUGUUCCGCUGCACCGUUGACAGCAGUCCCUCUGCAUCAAUGACCCUGUUCCAUGGUGAGGAGCUGGUGGCUUCCAGCCUUGGCUCCAGGGCUUCGGAGGGCAGGCAGCUCUGGGUACAAGCCAGCCCUAACUCCCUGAGGGUGGAAAUCAAGGACCUGAGACUAGAAGACACUGGGAACUAUAGAUGCCAGGCCACUAAUGCUCAUGGCUCAGCCUCCACCACGAUUUUUUUUCAAGUUCAUGCUGCUUGGGUUCAGGUUUCACCGUCUCUGGAGGUUCACGAAGGGGAGGCAGUGUCCUUGAGCUGCAAGGUGACAGGGGGGGCCCCUGAUGGGACCGCCUACGAGUGGUACCGAGACAGUCGGCACCUCUCCGAGCCCACUGUGUCCACGCUCCACUUUCCCUCCAUCACUGCUGAGCAGGGUGGCACCUACCACUGCCAGGCCCGGACCCCAGCGGGUGCUGCCAGUCUUGCCUCCCCUGUCAGCCUUCAUGUAUCCUACCCCCCACGACAGCCUACCCUCACUGCCUUGUUAGAAUUGGAGGCUGGGAGGUUGGGCCUCAUCCUGUGCCAAGUGGACAGUGAUCCCCAGGCCCAGCUGAGGCUGCUGAGGGGCAGCCAGCUCCUGGCCUCCUCCCAGAGCAGGGUUGGAGUUGACUCUCCCCGAGUUACUCGAGCCUUCAAUGUCCUCCGUGUGGAGAUCCCGAAUGUGGUGCUGGAGGAUGAAGGAGAGUACACCUGCGAAGCCAGCAACGUCCUUGGGAAUGCCACAGCUUCUGUGGCCUUCAGUGCCGAAACCGUGGUAGUGCAGGUGCUGCCCUUGCCGACCGUUCAGGAGGGCCAGGCCGUGAACUUGACUUGUGUGGUCUCAGCUACCGAUGUUACCCAGCUCAACUACACGUGGUACCGGAACGGGCAGUGGGUGGCUGGAGGCCCUGGCUACUCCUCCAUCUUCCUCCCCAAUGUCUCUGCUGCUGAUGCCACCUCUUACCGCUGUGCUGUGGACACUCACGAGGGAAGCACGCGCUUCUCCUCCUCCAAGAGCCUCACCGUUCUCUACCCACCCCGGGCUCUGCAUCUGACAUCUCUGCUCGAUAGCCGGGCAGGACAGCCGGCUGUGUUGUUGUGCACUGUGGACAGCCAACCUCCAGCCACACUGGCUUUGAGCUGGGCUGGUCAACUCCUGGCCUCCUCUUCCCUUGAGCAAGCCAGGCUGGGGGCUUCCUCUACCCCUAAUACCCUUCGCCUUGAGCUCCAGGAGCAGAAGGCCCUCGGCAGUGGCCUCUACACCUGUUCUGCUGCGAACUCUCUGGGCCAGGCUAACACUUCCUUGGAGCUGCACCUAGAGGUCACCAGAGUGUCCAUAGCCCCGUCCAGCGAGGUGCCCGAGGGCACAGCUGUCAUCCUGACGUGUGAGGACCCUGCUGCCAAGCCCCCCACCAUCUACACCUGGUAUCAUAAUGGCCGCUGGCUCCAGGAGGGGCCCGCUUACGUCCUCCAGCUCCCUGGCACCACCAGCGCCUUGGACGCUGGUGCCUACUCCUGCACUGCCCGCGAUGCCCGGGGGAUCCGACGUUCCCAGCCUGCCACUCUGCGACACCUAUAUGCCCCUAGGGAUGUGUUCCUGACCUCUUUCUUGGAUACCCGGGCUGGUCGAGUGACUGUGUUGCAGUGCACUGUGGACAGUGAGCCUCCAGCAGAGCUGACCCUGUCCCGGGAUGGUGAGCUUGUGGCCUCUGGCCAGAGUCCCUUGGGGUCACUGGUGGGGAGAAGCCAUGUCCAAACCACUCAUAACACCCUCCGGCUGGAGCUGUGGGACGUCAGCAAGCAGGACGAGGGAGACUACCUCUGCUCUGCCCAGAAUGCUUUUGGCUCCAUCACUACCACGGGACAGUUGUGGGAAGAAGGUCUUCGCGUCAUGGUGGAGCCAGGCUUGGAGAUUCAUGAAGGAGACUCCCUCAACAUGACCUGCUUGUUGACCAGCCAGGCCCAAGAGAACACCACCUACACAUGGUCCUGGAAUUCCCGAUGGUUGCAAGAAAGUCCAGAGCCUACCCUCGUGUUUUCCCAGGUGGCCAGCAACCACGCUGGGGUGUACCAAUGUCAUGCUGAUGGGUCCUUGGGGCAUACCUCCUCAGCCCCCAUCAGCCUUAAAGUGCUAUAUGCACCACGGACACCUGCUGUGACCUCCUUUCUAGAGCCAGAGGCUGGUCUUUGGGGUAUACUGCACUGUCAUGUGGACAGCGAGCCACGGUCUGAGCUGACCCUUUAUCACGGAAGCCAUUUGAUUGCUUCUACCCGUCCUGGAAGCCAUCGUCAUCCCCACGUUCAAGUAUCAACCUCCUACAACACCCUGAGGGUGGAUAUCCAGGAUAUGAAUUCCAAAGACCAGGGAGAGUAUGUGUGCUUGGCAUCCAAUGCCCUGGGCAGCGCUGCUUCUUCUGUGUACUUUGGAACGAGAGUUCUCGAUCACUUGAAUCUGUAUCAGCUGCUCUUCAUCAUCUUCAUGGUGCUGUCUUGCUGCCUGCUGCUGCUCUUGGGUCUGGGGACCAUUCACAUUUGCAAGAGGAAAAGCCUCUUCUAUAAGUUGAAUGCAGAUGAGAACCUGGUAGAGAUGGCUUCCCAGAACGAGAAAGCUGAGGUAGAAGAAACUGAAGUCAGAGAACCUGAAGGCCUUGCCAAGGAGUCAGAGGUGGAUCCCAUCAGGUCCGUGGAAAAUGUCCUGAUAAAUUCUGGCUUCUCCAGACCAGAUACAGACACAUUCCUCUAAACUUCUAACUUCCAGGGGGUCUUGGGCAGUAGUUAGUAGAAAUAUGGGAGAGACAGAGUGUGCUCUCCUCUUGCCCAUCUCUUGUGGACUGCUGCCUCCAAUCCCCAUUAACCCAUCUGAAGAAGGGUUAAUAAUAUUCACUUCCCACCCCCAUCUUUUUCCUCCUUUCCUUCCCCCUUUUCCCUUUUCCCCCUUCAAUACUCCUCCCUCUUCUCUCUCCUCCACAAUUGUUCAUUUCACUUCUUCUAGAAACCCAGGUAGGUCCAAAGAAGCCUUUGAAAACUGAGCAUACUUUUAGCCUCCUGUUCUCAUGUUUCUUCUUCACCAUGGUAAGACGGAAGACUAUCAGUUGUGUUUUGGGGUUUGUCCCCCGAGAUAAACCAUCACCAUCACCACUGGAGAAGCAGCCUGGACUUGGAGUCAGCAAGUUUGUUUAUGAGAAUCUCGACAAGUCAC
Messenger RNA from Phascolarctos cinereus (koala), 5805 nucleotides. It is a transcript of the gene SIGLEC1, whose product is annotated as sialic acid binding Ig like lectin 1. Gene Ontology annotation, cellular component: late endosome; early endosome; plasma membrane. The record is from RefSeq and is a predicted model, not a curated record. Gene Ontology annotation, molecular function: virion binding. Gene Ontology annotation, biological process: clathrin-dependent endocytosis of virus by host cell. Lineage: Eukaryota; Metazoa; Chordata; Mammalia; Diprotodontia; Phascolarctidae.